CCCACCGAAUCAGAUUCAUUCACCCAUAGAUAUUUUCCCUCCCAACAAAAUCAAGAAUCUCUCUCUCAAGUCUCAACUCUCCUAUUUCACCCAAAAAUUCUCAAUUUUCUCACACAAACUGAGAAAAACUAAACCCUAAUUUUUAUUUCAACUCUCAACUUUUUCUUCUUCUUCUUGUUUCCAAACCCUAGUUCCCUCUUUUUUCCGUCACCCACAGUAGUACCAAAAGAAACCGUACUACCAAACAUGAGCCUAUACGACCACCGCUACGGCGAUCCGAAUUCCUAUCGCGAGCGUCGAAGUGAUUUAAUUGGUCCUCCAGCACCGGUGGCUCCGCCAGUUAUUGGCGUUGCCGCUUCGAGCUAUGGCCGUGGUGGACCUGUGCCAUACGGAGGCGCUGCUCCUCCUCAGGUUUAUGGUAGAGGAGGAGGAGGAGGAGGAGGAGGAAGUGGUGGGUCGGGUAGUUUUAAUGGGUACCCGCCUUUUCAGCCGCCUGCUGGCCGAUUUGAUGUUGGCCGAGGCAGCAGUGGUGGUAGAAUUGGGAAUGGAAAUGUUGGGGAUAGAAGAAUUGGUAAUGUAGGGCGUGGUGGUGGUGGGAGAGGGUUUGAUUCGGGGAGUGGUGGUGGUAGAGGUGGUAUAAGUCGCGGUGGAGGAGAUAGGGAUGGCCGAAUUGGGGGUAGGGGUUAUGGUGGUGGUCGUGGUGGGAGUAGUAGUUUUGGUGGUGGCGGGAGGGGAUUCGAUGGGCGUGGUGGUGGAAGAGGAGGUAGGCAUGGUGGGGGGUCAAGAGGGGACUUGGACAACAUUGCUUUGCCUAAGCAGGAUUUUGGGAGUUUGGUCCCUUUUGAGAAGAAUUUUUAUGUUGAGACUCCUUCCGUGCGGGCAAUGAGUGAGCAUGAAGCUGUGGUUUAUAGGGUGAGGCGGGAUAUCACGGUGGAAGGGCAUGAUGUUCCAAAGCCAAUUAGGAUGUUUCACGAAGCUAAUUUCCCCGAUUACUGCCUUGAUGCGAUUGCAAAACUGGGUUUUGUUGAGCCAACACCAAUUCAGGCUCAAGGAUGGCCGAUGGCUCUUAAGGGUAGGGAUUUAAUUGGAAUUGCUGAGACUGGUUCUGGUAAGACUUUGGCAUAUCUGCUUCCGGCUUUGGUCCAUGUCAAAGCGCAGCCUCGAUUGGUACAAGGUGAAGGUCCCAUUGUAUUGGUAUUAGCACCUACUAGAGAAUUAGCUGUCCAAAUUCAAGAAGAAGCUCUAAAAUUUGGGUCACGUGCUAAUAUUAGAAUUACUUGCAUAUAUGGUGGUGCUCCUAAAGGGCCUCAAAUUCGCGACCUUAAAAGAGGUGUGGAGAUUGUUAUUGCUACACCUGGCCGACUGAUAGAUAUGUUGGAAGCUCAACACACAAACUUGCGAAGAGUGACCUAUCUUGUGUUAGAUGAGGCUGAUCGAAUGUUGGACAUGGGAUUUGAGCCUCAGAUAAGGAAAAUCGUAUCCCAGAUCCGGCCAGAUAGACAGACAUUGUAUUGGAGUGCCACAUGGCCAAGGGAGGUUGAAACUCUAGCAAGGCAGUUUUUACGCAAUCCAUAUAAGGUUAUUGUUGGAUCAUCAGAUCUGAAAGCAAACCAGUCUAUAAUUCAAGUUGUUGAAAUUUUGACAGAUAUGGAGAAAUAUAACAGGCUGAUUAAACUCCUUAAAGAUAUGAUGGAUGGGAGCCGAAUUCUGAUAUUUAUGGAGACAAAAAAAGGAUGUGACCAAGUUACAAGGCAAUUGAGAAUGGAUGGAUGGCCAGCUUUAUCCAUACAUGGUGAUAAAAACCAGGCCGAAAGGGACUGGGUCCUUGCUGAGUUUAAAAGUGGCAGAAGUCCUAUAAUGACUGCCACUGAUGUUGCUGCACGGGGUCUUGAUGUGAAGGACAUCAAAUGUGUGGUCAAUUAUGAUUUUCCGUCAAGCCUUGAAGAUUAUGUCCACAGGAUUGGCCGAACUGGUCGGGCAGGAGCAAAGGGGACUGCGUUCACCUUUUUCACCCAUGCAAAUGCAAAGUAUGCUAGGGAUCUUAUCAAGAUCUUGCAAGAAGCUGGGCAGGUUGUGAAUCCUGCACUCUCUAGCAUGGCUCGUUCAGCUGGUUCUGGUCUAGGAGGAUCUGGGGGAAACUUUCGCUCCAGAGGACGAGGAGGGUUUGGCAAUCGGUCUCAGAUUUCAGGCUCUAAUACUAUUCCCCUUGGUGGAAGGAGACCUUGGUAGUGUGUUACUGCUGCUGCUGAUAGCCGUAAUGUAAUUUGAUAUAAACUUAGGAUAGUCUGUAGAGAAUGAUUUAUGUCAUGGUUGCAGCUAGCUUACUUUCACUUUUGGCAUCUUUUACUGAUUCAUGCUAAAGAAAAAACAAAAUUAGUCGUGUUGUAUUUUUAAAUUCUUGAGCAAAAUUUAUUGAUGUUGUAUUGUCUACCAUUGAAAUUCAGCCAAACAAGAAGUAUUACAUAAUUUGACUUCCAGCU
Messenger RNA from Quercus robur (English oak), 2480 nucleotides. Its product is annotated as DEAD-box ATP-dependent RNA helicase 20. Gene Ontology annotation, molecular function: RNA binding; ATP binding; RNA helicase activity. Bases 247 to 2229 code for a protein of 660 amino acids. The record is from RefSeq and is a predicted model, not a curated record. The transcript has 10 exons. Lineage: Eukaryota; Viridiplantae; Streptophyta; Magnoliopsida; Fagales; Fagaceae.